This is a messenger RNA of Fundulus heteroclitus (mummichog), 1421 nucleotides long. Its product is annotated as ubiquitin-like protein 7. The coding region runs from base 1 to 1140 and encodes 379 amino acids. Lineage: Eukaryota; Metazoa; Chordata; Actinopteri; Cyprinodontiformes; Fundulidae. Gene Ontology annotation, cellular component: cytosol. Gene Ontology annotation, biological process: ubiquitin-dependent protein catabolic process. Gene Ontology annotation, molecular function: polyubiquitin modification-dependent protein binding. The transcript is spliced from 10 exons. The record is from RefSeq and is a predicted model, not a curated record.
AUGACCUCUUCAGAGUGGCACCUGUCGUUAAAGCUGGUGGAUCGGCCCAAAUCCACCUUCCACUUCCCAGAGAUGAUGCCCGGGGAUGUGCCACCAGGAGGAUACAGAGUGGCCACAUUAAAGCAGCUGGUAGCAGCCCAGCUUCCAGACUCAGUUCCAGACCCUGAGCUAAUAGAGCUGGUCCACUGUGGGCGGAAACUGAAGGACGAACUUACGCUGGAUGCCUAUGGAGUUCAGCCAGGUUCCACCUUACACAUUCUCAAGAAGACGUGGCCUGAGCCAGAGGGAAAUCCAGAGCCUGUAAACAGAGUAACAGCAGCCCGAGAGUUCAGGGUGUUUCACGCAGCUCUUCAUUCACUCAACUCCGCAUACAGAGACUCGGUUUACAAAAUGCUGACAAACAAGGAAUCCCUGGAUCAGAUCAUCGUGGCCACUCCUGGGCUCAGGUCCGACCCGGUUGCUCUAGGUGUGCUUCAAGAUAAAGAUCUCUUUGUGCAGUUCACAGACCCCAACAUGCUGGACGUGUUAAUCAGUUCCCACCCGGCCCUCGUCAACGCCAUUAUCCUGGUCCUGCACUCGGUGGCGGGCAGCAUGCCCGCCCAGUCCAGCGCCAGCUCCUCCCGCAACGUGUCUGCCAGCUCUUACAGCGACAUGCCAGGAGGCUUCAUGUUCGAAGGCAUGUCGGACGACGAGGACGAGUUCCAGUCCGGCAGUCCGGCGGGUCCGUCCAGCCGAGGCGGGCUCCCGGCGGGAAUGCGGCCCAUCUCUCUGGGCCACAGCGGCGCGACGGGGCCUCGGCCCAUAACGCAAAGCGAGCUGGCCACGGCCCUGGCCCUGGCCAGCACGCCCGACAGCAGCGCCGUCACGCCGACAACCGCCAGUCAGAUGGACCCCUCCAGUGGCGCCGCCCCGAUGCCAGCUGGCACACCAGUCAGUAAUGAUCUCUUCAGCCAGGCUCUACAGCAAGCUCUGCAAGCCACCAACAUGUCUGCUCUACAGGGCCGUUGGCAGUCCCAGCUGCAGCAGCUCAGGGACAUGGGGAUCCAGGACGAGGAGCUGAUGCUGAGGGCGCUGCAGGCCACAGAUGGCGACAUCCAGGCUGCCCUCGAGCUCAUAUUUGCUGGAGGCCCCGGACUCUGAGCCCGCACCCCCACGGACAAAACCCACAGCAGAGGAGAGAGAGAGAGAGAGCAGGAAAACAUCUGGCUCAGCCGACUGCCAACGAAUGAGAACGUUUAUGGCUCGCGCUGUGCGGUUGUCGUUGCCGUGGCAGCGUUCGGCUUCAAAUGAUGCCCAGGACAGCUCAGAUGAAGCUCCGCUGGUCGUUUAAACCGACGCAGCUGUCGAUUUGAUUGAUUACUGCUACAAAUGUGAACCGUUUAUAAUAAACUUGUUUAAAAGAAAAUAUCAUCUGCAUCAUA